GGGCCUGGCUGCCGCGCGGGGCUGCCGGGCGGCCGGGCUGGCGGGCUCUUGGCGCAGGUGGCUCCUCCUCCGCCUCUCUCGAGCCGCAGGCACCGAGCCGGCUGCGGUGGGAGCGCCUUUGUGCCUGGCUCUGGGGUCCCGCGACGGCCGCUGCGCGCCCAGGUCCAUUGUUUCGCUGGUCCGCCUCUUCCCGGCAGGUGCCGGCGGCGCGCGGGGGCCGCACGUGCCGGAGCGGCGGUCGGAACGCAGAGACCCGCGGGCGCCGGCAGGGGCGUCCUCGGGCACGCGGCGGGGGAUGAAGUACUUGAAGCCCUGGUGGUCGGACGGCGGCGGCCUCCUGCAUCUCACCAUCCUGCUGAGCUUGGCGGGGCUCCGCGUGGAUCUGGACCUGGACCUCUACCUGCUGCUCCCGCCGCGCACCCUGCUCGGAGAUGAACUGCUGCUCCCCGGCGGCUCAACGAGCCCCGCCUACGCGCUCAGCCCCUUCCCGGCCUUGGGAGGAUGGGGGCGAGCCGAGCCCCUGCACCCCAAGGGCCGGGAGCGGGACCCCGCGGCGCCGCCGGAGGGCCAGCUGCUUCGGGAGAUCCGUGCGCUGGGGGUGCCUUUCAUCCCGCGCACCCGAGUGGAUGCGUGGCUGGUGCACAGCGUGGCGGCUGGGGACGGGGACGGAGCCCACGCGCUUCUCGGCGCCGCCGCAGCCUCGUCGGCCGGAGGAGUGGGCGCCAGCGUGGAUGGUGUUAGCCAGGCUGCGCCCGGUGGCGGCGGGGACCCCCGAGCGGCUCCGAGUAGCCCUUUGGCCGCCGGGGAGGAGGAGAAGACACCCGCGGAACCGACGGCUCAAGUGUCGGACGCCGGCGGCCACGCGAGCGAGGAGAACGAGGGACUAAGAACUGCGGAACGUGGUUCCCAGCAUGGGGAAAAUGAGCGAAGAGCAUCAGCCCAGAAGGAGAAAUCACUACAACAGAAGACUGAAGAUGAAAAGAAAACAGCAGAAAGACCUGCCUGGGAGGCCGAGAAGACCGCAGAAUCUAGAAAUGAGAGACAUCAAAAUGGAACGGAAACAUCUUUUUCUCUGGAAGACUUAUUUCAGUUGCUUUCCUCACAACCUGAAAAUCUGCUGGAGGGCAUCUCACUGGGAGAUAUUAUUCCUCCUCUUCCAGGAAGUAUCAAUGAUGGCAUGAAUUCUCCUACACAUAACUUUAGCCAGGCUAUAAGUCAAGAUGUGAAUCUCCAUGAGGCCAUGUUGCUGUGUCCUGACAAUGUUUUCAGAAGCGAUCCAGCACCACGGAUUUCACAGCCACAAGAACCAUUUCUGCAGUUAAAUUCUACUUUUAAUCCUGAACAGCCCUUUCCUGGAACUAAUUUGACAGGAUUUCUUCCACUUGACAGUCAGGAUCUUCUAUAUGACCUUGAUAUAAACAUAUUUGAUGAGAUAAACUUAAUGUCCUUGGCCACAGAAGGCAGCUUUGAUCCCAUGGAAGUUUCUCAGCUUUUUGAAGAACCAGAUUCUGAUUCUGGACUUUCCUUAAACUCGAGCCUCAGUAGCACCUCUGUCACCAAGUCUAAUUCCUCUCACUCUAUAUGUGAAGGUGCUAUAGGUUAUAGUAGUGACCUUGAAUCUCUUUCCCAACAUGAUUUUGAAGGGGCUGUAGGCGGCUAUCAUGCAGAGCCCAGUAAGCUUUGUCACACAGAUCAGAGGAGUGUUUCUCACUUUCAUGAGGCCCUUGCAUUUCAACACAUAUUACACAACCACACUUACCACAUACAGCCAAGUGCACCAGAAUCCAAUUCUCAAUCUUUCUCAUGGCCUGGGAAAUCACAGAAAAUAAGGAGCAGGUGCCACAACGAUACAGACAGAAACUUAAGCCGUGAUGAACGGCGCGCUAAAGCUCUGCACAUCCCUUUUUCAGUGGAUGAAAUUGUCCGCAUGCCUGUAGAGUCUUUCAACGGUAUGCUAAGCAGACACUACCUGACAGAUUUACAGUUGUCACUUAUCCGUGAUAUUAGACGAAGAGGGAAAAAUAAAGUUGCUGCUCAGAACUGCCGUAAGCGCAAAUUGGAUGUACUUUUGAAUCUGGAAGAUGACGUAUGUAACUUGCAAGCUAAAAAGGAAACCCUUAAAAGAGAGCGAAUCCAGUGUCAUAAGGCUAUAAACAUAAUGAGACAGAAACUGCAUGACCUUUAUCAUGAUGUUUUUAGUAGAUUAAGAGAUGAUGAAGGUAGGCCAGUCAAUCCAAGCCAGUAUGCUCUUCAAUGCAGUCAAGAUGGAAGCGUUUUGAUUGUACCCAAGGAGUUGGUGACCUCGGGCCACAAAAAGGAAAACGAAAAGGGAAAACGAAAACGUGAAAAAAAUUGAAGACGGAUUCCACUAGUAUGCACAAAGUAGUAAUGUUCAGAAAGUGAUACAAUGGGCCACACACCAUUCAAUCUGCUUCAAGGCCUAGCUCAUUUUCAGUAUCUUUGUAAGUAAUGCUACUUAAGUCAGUCUGGUGAAGGCUACACUUUGAAGCUAUAUGGAUACGCUUAGGAUUUCAUUAUAACCUGGGGGAAACAACUUUUCAUGAAAUCCUCUUAAUAGUAUGUACAAACAGGGUGACACGAAAACUUCAUUAACAAUCCACUUUUGUGAGCUAGUCACUUCAAGGAGAGCAAACACCAUUUUCAUUUAGUUAGCCCUUAAGUAUAGUGAUUUCAGAAGCUAUUUUAGAUUAUUAUUAAUACUUUUUCUGUGGAAAUAAAUUUUAUACCUGAAUUUAAAAAGUACUAACUUCCCUUUUGUACAGAAAUUCCAAGCAGAUUUAUCUGGGAUUUUUUUUCUUCUCCAAAAUACCCACAAGUAGUAUAGGUGAAUACCUAACAAUUAGAGCAGCAUAACAUUAAAAUUUUAACACCAAGCUGACAAGUCUAAACACAUAGAACACAAGAGUUUUAAAUGUUUUAAAAAGCCUAUGAGAUGCCAAAAAUUCAGACUUUGAAAUUAAAACAUCUAAAAGUCCAUUUAAGAACCCAAGAAGACUUUAUAACCAAAGCGAAAAUACUGAGGAAAAUGAAAGAUUUUUAGGAUAAAAAGGAUGAGAAUGACCUAGUCAUUUAUCCUAGUGAUUAUGGCACUUGAAACAACUCAAGCUAACUUUAGGAAAUUGUUUCCAGUUUAACUGCCCAGAUUGUAUCAGGUGUCUUGUCAUUAGAAUCACUUCAGGUUACAUAAAUGCAUAGAAAUUUGUUUAGAGCCCUAACAAAAUGCUUUUGAUUACUUUUAAACCAGUUCUGUACAACUAUGUUCAAAAGAUGUUUUAACAGGUUGGCUUUUUGCAAGGGUUCACACCUUAGAUGUCUUAAACACAGAGCUUCAAGGCAGAUGACCACCACAAAUUUCAAGUCCACAAUGUAAAAUGCUACAGAAUUAAUUUAAGUGAAUGUCUGCUCAUCAAGCACAACAUUCUACCCAAAUACCUGAAAAUUAGACAAGAGAACACUACAUCACUAAGAGAAGGGAGAGUAGAGAGCUAGGAUGACUCUUAAGAUUUGAGAGGUAGGUUUUUGGUGCAUUGUGACCAGUUUUCAGUAUCCAGCUGCACAUCACUUAGAACAGGGUAGUUUCCAGCUACCUUGCCCAACAAAAACCAUUGGACUUUACAGUACAAACUGAAGCUUACUCUCCAUCACUGAUAACAUUUCAGUGGAACGGCACACCAUGACUUUAAAAUCACUAUUUUUAGAAAUAUUAUGGGAGUUGAAAAGGCUGUUGUGAAAAGGGGUAUAAUCUGUUUCUCAAUUUACCUCUAUGCAGUUUAUGGAAACUUGGGUAAAUCUGUUGGCUACCUGACCCAUUCCUAGCAAGUAAUCAUGUCAAGUCUUCUCAAUCUGAAAACAUGGAUGCAUAAAGACUUGAAUAGAGAUGGUCUGUUAAGUACCAAGUACCCAGCUGUCUCCAGGUAUUUGUUUAGGGAUUUAAAGACUAACUCUCACAUCUGGUAGUUUAUCAGCCUCUGUGAAGUACAUUUUCUGCUAGUCGUCGUCUUCCCUCCUGAGUUCAGUGUACUAGCCCAAAUUCACAUUUCAUUUGAAUUGUUCCCAACAUAGAAGUAACCUUACCUUCCAGACAUCUUUCCUGUUUAAAAAAAAAAAAAAAAUCCACAUCGGUUGAACUAUUUUAAUGUGAGAUCUGGUUCAGCAUUUUGUCCUUCUCCUAGUACAACAUUCCAGCGGCCAUCCCCAGACCAGUUUACAUCCUCACAGGUGAAAUUAGAUCUAUACCAAUCAAUGUGUGCUGAAUGACAGCAGGAGCAUUUGGGUUGGUUUCAAGGCAGCUCCAGCACGGACAUACAUAACCAGAAGCCAGCCAAUUUUCCAAAAUUCCUAGCAUUUAGCAUUUUUCCGGUUACUUUUAAAAGUUGUUUCAAUGGCAGGAUCAGUCCCACCCCCCACAUCUUUUCAGAUAUGAAUUAGUAACUGGACAACAAGGUAAGAGCAGUGAUAGCAUUCAAGUUGGAGUCCCAACUAAAGACUGUACAGCUGAAGUGUAUACAUGGACUUUGGGUACAAAGAUUAGUAAUGUUUCUUUCCUUUCUCCAAAAGCAUAGACAUAGACAAGUUUGAGCUAGCAAAUAAACACCUCCCUUAACCAGCUCUCAGUACUUAAUACAAAUAGUAAAGUCACUUUCAGAUCAACUUGAACUCAUGCACCCAACUGGGCUGUUAAAAACCACAGAAUAUUCCCCUUUUCAAGGUCGUUCCUAAGUUUAACACCCUGGGUAUGUGAGCCAGCCCCCAAGAUGGGCUCCCAAACACUUCUUGGAUCUUGUAAUCUCCCCAUCCAUAGCAGGAAAGCAACUUUUUAAACACACUGGCUGUUAUUUUGAGGGCUCCUUUGUUGCUUCACCAACCUGCCAGACAGUAGGCCAUUUUAGAUGUUGUAUUUCCCAGCCCCAGUCAUUUUCUGAAUGCAAUCCUAAGCUUCAGCUAUCACCACAUGGCCAAGUUGCUGAUCUCCCCUGUAAGGUACCUAGUGUCUUGUGCUCUAAGCUGCCCUAAGAAUUGGCUUUAAAUGUACUCUACAGCAGUAAGGGUUAGCCCAAGGUGGAAAACAGCACACCCUGAUGUAGCUCUUUUACAACAAAACGGAUUUCAAUUUCUCUAAGAUUAGUUCAACACAACAUACACACAUAGGAAAAAAGUAUUCAAUAUUACUGCAUUUCAGUAAGCUAGUUCAUUUCAACCUAUUAACAUGUUCCCCCUGUUACUAUACCAACUUCAUUAUCUUCAAGUUUGAACUUCUUUGUAUAGCUAGACAUUUUAAUGCCUUAAAAAUAAGUUGUUUUUCCUAAUAAAUCCAAGGCCCAAGUGUAUACGUUUGUUUGAUAAUGCAAAAAAGCACAAUUUUAAUGAGAAAGUUCAUCUUCUGUUGGCCAUCAACUUACCUGUGAUAGCUAUCAAAACCAAAAGGAAUAGUUAAACAAUUUCACCAUGUUUCUUCCCUACUUUUCUGUGUUUUUCCAUUAUUCCAGGUGAACAAGCUGCUGCUUGCUAUUAUUACAUUUUACCCAUCACGUUUAACCCUUUAAAGACGACUGCUUGAUAUUCAGCAUAAAACAAAACAGUUAAUUCACAUUUGAUAUAGUAAGAUUUUUUUUCUCAGUGCUUUGCAAAGCCACUUAUUUUGGACCACUCUAGCUGGUUAAAGUUUUGUAAUGAUUUAAAAACCACCACCAGGAAUGUUAAAUAAACAAGGCAAAGCCAGAAAUCUGUAGUAUUAUUCAAACGCUGAAUAUACAGGGUAUAAAGAAUGGCAUUUUAUUAGGGACAGCCAAUAACGUCCACAAUGCUUUUCUCAUUUGUCUAUCAAUACUGAAAGGAAAAGGGAAUAUGCAUUGCUUUGUGAAACUGUUUUAAAAAUCUAGGGGAUGGCAAUCCUUUAGACAACUCAAUGUUCAUAGAACAAGAAUCACAUUUUAUGUGUAAACAUUACACCAAAUAUUUGAAUACAAAAGUAUUUAUUUUAUAAAACUUUAUAUUUAAAAUAAAUUUUAAUCUCUCUACUCACAAAACCUAGUUCAAAACAUGAUACAUUUCUCUAGCUGAUCUGAUGUUACUUUUACAAACAACACUGAAUUUGUAAUUAUUUUAUAUUAAGAACCUAUACUAAAUAAGUCUUGUUAUUUUAUCAGAAAACAUUUCCCUUUAAUUUUAAAUAGUGCUUUUUUAAAAUGAAGGCACCAACAGAACUACUUUCAGAUGGUACAGAAUUUCUUAUUUCUUGAAGACUCUGUGGUUGACCACUUCUUCAUUAGUUACCUGCAGCAAGACACCUUCCUGCCAAAGGAAAAAAAAAGUAUCUGAAGAAGUUUAUCAUGUUUGUCCAAAGAACCUAAAUAACUUCAGUGGUGGUCUUAGGAUCAAAGAAGACUCACAGGUACAUACAGUAGAGUAUGCCCUGAUCAUCACAUUCCUGAAAAGGCAAUAAAGCCAGGCAAUCAAUCUCUGAUGACAUUUAAGAAAUGAAAUUUCAGCAGCCAACCUAUUAUUCCUCUCCUAUAAGCUAGGGAACUGGGAAAGAAUUACAUUUAAACUCAAGUAUUUAGUACUGGAUACAUACAGGGUUUAUAGGCAUUUUAUUCAUAAAUAUAAAUUAUCUGAAAAUAUUCAGCCGUCUUGCCAUACCUCCUCCUUAGCCUGAUAUCCUGAUAGGCAUGUAAACUAGAACCAUAUCAAAAUAACAGAACAACAAAACAUCUUUAUUUUUAAUAAAAAUCCCUAUUUCACUCAAAAUGCUCGAUAUCCAAGAAAUGUGAAUACACAUGGAUGUAACGAUGGGAAAUUUCAUGAUUUAUUGAACUUGCAGCCUAACUUUUACCUACCAUUUUACUACCAACACCACUGAAGGAACCAAGAAAAGCUUUAUUAAUGAUCACUUGGCUUGCCUCAGCUGUUGAAAUGAAGCACUUUACAGUCUUUGUGGCAGCAGAAUAUACUUGUCCAUGGUUCAUAUCAAUGCUAAAAUUCCAGCAGGGAAAAAAAUGAUAUGUUAAGCACCUGAAUCUUCAUAGAGGGGGAGGGGGAUGGGAAAGGAGGAAAAAAAAGGAAAAACAACCGAAAUAAUUUAAGUAAAUGACAGAUUGGAAAACAGGGUUUAUAAAAUUAUUCUCUUGAGUUUAUAAAUUGUUAAACUCAAUUUAUAAGCUAUGUUAAACUACGUGAGAACCACUAUACUGAAAGAUCAUUGAAGAGUAUUAGUUUAUCUUUUGGGGAGGAGAAUUAAGAAAGGAAAAGUAAAUGAGAUCUUACCUAAAGAAGUUUAACUGAAGCUUAGAACUAUUUUGCUCUACACCCUCAGCUUUCGUUGGCAUCCUUAUAAACUACUGUAGUUAAAGCUUUGUAGAAACAGCACAGUUUCUUAAGACUGGCUGAACUUAGUAGCCGUCAAGAGUUUUCUUGUACUAGACCUGUAUCCCUGAAGAGUACCUCGCUGGGGUUAUUUCCUUUCCUUGCAUUGAAGAAGCAGCAUCUAAAAGAUCUAAAAAGGUGUUUCUCCUUGCAGAGAUAUCCCUUAAGUUAUCUAGGUAAUUUAAUCCUGAUGAAUUGCAGACAACACACUUUUAUCUCUGACCAGCAUUUAUCUUACACAAAUAUAACAACAGCUUUGCAAUGGACCUUAAUUAUACUACCCACUCCUUAACUUAUUUAAAAUAAAAAGUCUAUAAUUACACAAUUUCCUUUAGAAUUAUUUUAUUAAAUCAUAAAUGUACAACAGCUUCUUAACUCUACACACGCACUUAAAUUUUUUUAAAGGAAAAACGUUAUGUCUUAUUACACCAUGAUCCUGGCUAAUAGCUUUUCAAAACUUUGAGAAAAAUCUUAAAAAAGGUUUCACAUGUCACCUGAAACUUACAAAUUUAACAUUAUCAAAGAAGGAAUGCUUCUAUACUCUUACAAAGACCACUAGAAAGAAACAACAAUUAAAAAGCUAAGAAACUGUCUCAAAGGCAUUUUUUUUUUUUUACAAUCCUUCCUCCACAGUAAGGUAAUGUUAUUAAAUAAUCCAAUCCAUUCACAAAAUGGCUCUCUGCAUCUGCUCUGGUGUCUUCUGCCAUAUCACUGCAUAUUUAUGCAUGACUGAGAUAAGAGUUUCCUUAACAUUGUUAUUUCGAUAACCUGAAGCUGUUCUGUUACCUCUGGGCUCUCAUCCUCUCCUAUUUAUACAGUGAAGCCUGUUUCAACAGAAGUAAAGAGUAAAAAAAAAA
Sus scrofa (pig) is the source of this 8240-nucleotide messenger RNA. It is a transcript of the gene NFE2L3, whose product is annotated as NFE2 like bZIP transcription factor 3. NCBI's taxonomy places the organism in Eukaryota, Metazoa, Chordata, Mammalia, Artiodactyla, Suidae. Gene Ontology annotation, molecular function: DNA-binding transcription factor activity, RNA polymerase II-specific; RNA polymerase II cis-regulatory region sequence-specific DNA binding. Gene Ontology annotation, cellular component: nucleus. The record is from RefSeq and is a predicted model, not a curated record. Gene Ontology annotation, biological process: regulation of transcription by RNA polymerase II.